AUGUUCGAGCCACUUGUUCCCGUCGGUCUCGGCGCGCACCAUGAUUGCAGUAGUGUCAGCAGUGCUAACCGGGAUCGGGAUCGAAAUACAACUCACUCCCAUGUUAUGCAGUGCCACUUCGCUCACGACGGCUCGCCUAAUGCGGAUGUUAUGAAGCACGUACCUCAUGAUAUCUUCGUCGCUAUGGGUAUCGUCCAUUUCUUCAGGAAGCAUUACAGUGACCCAGUCAGCUUCCUCGUUGUCCGGACCGUCGAAGAACUGAGAGCCUACGCUGACCCAGACUUCAUCGUCAAAUCCCUCUAA
This is a messenger RNA of Penicillium samsonianum, 303 nucleotides long. RefSeq lists its product as uncharacterized. The transcript has a single exon. The record is from RefSeq and is a predicted model, not a curated record. NCBI's taxonomy places the organism in Eukaryota, Fungi, Ascomycota, Eurotiomycetes, Eurotiales, Aspergillaceae. Bases 1 to 303 code for a protein of 100 amino acids.